CGCGCGGAGGGGGGAUGUUACUAGUGAGUUUCAUGGGUGUCUUUCUGCCUUGUUCUUGUUUGCCUGUCAGAAAAAUAAGCUGGGGAGGCGGGGGGAGGUCUGAGAGAGAAAGAGACUCUUGAAGCACGAUCAGAGCUGGUUGGACAGACGAUCUCAGCCCUUCGCGAGCAGAGCUAAGCCUACCCGACGGCACCGCCCUCAGCUCGGCAUCUAUUUCCUAUGUGCGACUCGCUCUGCUCUCCAGAGAGAGGGGAACUAGCCAAGAUCACAAACCUGCUUGGGGAGGCUCCGUUUGCUGCACAGCGACCGCCCUCUCUCAACUUUGCCUUGUCCUCCCCCCCCUUUCCACGUCCUUAGGAGGGGGUGGGGUGGGCAGGGGAGACCCCGCAUCCUCCCGAUCAGGCCGAGAAGGACGGGUUAAGCUCGGUCUCAGGAACCUUUCUGGUGCGGCUGAUAACCUGGAAGUGGUUGGCGAGAGAGGGCCAGAGGCCGUGUGGCAUUGGAGAGCAUUUUUUCCCCCUCCAGGCUGUGUUUUUUUUUUUUAAUAAUGCGGGUCGGAACAUAAAUAAAUCCAAGGACAUGCAAACCAGAAGCCUGCCGCCCCUGUAAUUUCCAUUGCAAAGGGGGGAAAUAAAGGAGAUGCUUUGAUUGCAUGGAGUUCAACAAGCAAGUGGGAGAUUCAGCGAAGGAAGCUUGUAAUAUGGCGGAUGCUGAAGAAGGCUUUGGGCUCGCUCAUACGCCAGCUGAUGCAGAGUCUAAAGAGCUCCAAGCGGAAACCAAACAAGAUAGCCAGCUAGGGGCCAGCAGCAAAUCGCCUUCCUCGCCGCAGGCAGCCUUUACCCAGCAGGGUAUGGAGGGGAUAAAAGUAUUUUUACACGAACGAGAACUGUGGCUAAAAUUUCACGAAGUGGGGACAGAAAUGAUUAUAACAAAAGCUGGGAGGCGUAUGUUCCCCAGUUACAAAGUGAAGGUCACUGGACUCAAUCCAAAAACUAAGUACAUACUGCUCAUGGAUAUUGUACCAGCUGAUGACCACAGAUACAAAUUCGCAGAUAAUAAAUGGUCAGUGACAGGGAAGGCAGAGCCUGCCAUGCCAGGCAGGCUGUACGUCCACCCAGACUCACCCGCUACUGGGGCACACUGGAUGAGGCAGCUAGUUUCUUUUCAAAAACUCAAGCUCACCAACAACCACCUUGACCCAUUUGGACAUAUCAUACUGAACUCCAUGCACAAAUACCAACCCCGGCUCCAUAUCGUGAAAGCGGACGAGAACAACGGAUUCGGCUCCAAAAACACAGCCUUCUGCACCCAUGUCUUUCCGGAGACGGCUUUCAUCGCAGUGACUUCCUACCAGAACCACAAGGUAACUGGGAUGGGUGAGCCAUGGCACGUGCAAGAGUGAGGUCUGGGGCAGGAGGGGGAGGGGGGAAAGCUUUGUUUGCACUUAAAAGUUUAAAGCGCAGCAGCCUUAGCCAAUUUGCCACUAACAGGCACAGUAUUUCCCUCUGCCCCGCUCCCACAACCACACAAAUCCACUUUCGCCGCAGAAUCACACACAGACCCCUUCUUUCUUUCCACACCAGAAACUAAGCCUGUUUGCACAGGCGUGUUUUUCCUGGCAUUUCAGAAAUACUGUGUAAAGAUGGAAUUUCACGCAAGCCAAGUGGGGCUGGGAGAAAGAGUUAGUUGAACUGGAUGGUUUACUCAGAGGUGAAGCGAACAACCCAGGACGGUUGUUUUAUCUCCCCUCCACGCCCCCUGUAAUCCGAUGUAGGAGCAGAGCGCCCCAGCGGUAUCUCUUUCAGUUGUCUCUUUUAUAAGCCAGGCUGGCUGCAUUGGGUCCUUCUAUGUUAAGACUGGUUCCUUGCUGGCAAUCUCUUCAAGCAAGCAAGGUACUUGCAGCUCAAUAGCUCGUUUCAGGGCUUUCGGGGUAUAACCAGUCGCUAUCAGGGAAGCAAUGGCGAGGCGUUGGCCACGGAAUGCCUCGUUUUGCGUUUCUGCACGAGAAACCGCAGUGAGAGAGAUGUGAGAGUGAAUUACGCAUAAUGCACGUAUAUCGGCGCACAGGCGCGGAGACGUGCGCGCACACUCCUGUAUAACGACACAUUGACGUCCACACGCACCUAUUGGUGCUUUUGAAACCCCAUGGAACUGUGAGCUAAGGGCUAUAUUCCUCCUGUUGGCUCGCGUGUAGCUUUGGGGCGUGGGAUUACUCCCUGACCUCUUGGGCUGAGGCAGACCCAGCAGUGCUUUUUACCUUUAAAUCCUGGAGAAUUUAUUCCUGACACAAGAAAGUUUCCCAAGGACUGCAGUGGCAAGUCGUAGGUAUUCCCUGCUGGUGAAGUGGUCCUAGCAAUAUGAUG
Molecule: messenger RNA, 2363 nt
Organism: Pelodiscus sinensis (Chinese soft-shelled turtle)
Lineage: Eukaryota; Metazoa; Chordata; Testudines; Trionychidae
Source: RefSeq, a predicted model, not a curated record